This is a messenger RNA of Morchella sextelata, 285 nucleotides long. RefSeq lists its product as uncharacterized. The record is from RefSeq and is a predicted model, not a curated record. Lineage: Eukaryota; Fungi; Ascomycota; Pezizomycetes; Pezizales; Morchellaceae. The transcript has a single exon. Bases 1 to 285 code for a protein of 94 amino acids.
AUGGCCCACAAGGGAAGAGUUCCAGUCGGCCCUGACCAGAACGCAGUACUGCAGCAGCAACUUCCAUUUCGCCGUAUAUCGUGGGCCGUGCUGGCCCUCGGCGACCGGUUAAUCGAGGAGAUCGAUGUCCGCACCGUGGCGGACUGCGCGCGGUUCAAGGUGCCGCUGUUUAUCGUGCGGUCAAAGGCGGGCAUGCACAUCCUCAAGGCUCAACGCCAUGAAGGAGCACGGCGACUCUGCCCGCAUCGCAGAGAACCCGGCGCUGUCUGUCAAAUGUCGCAAUGA